Molecule: messenger RNA, 6856 nt
Organism: Triplophysa dalaica
Lineage: Eukaryota; Metazoa; Chordata; Actinopteri; Cypriniformes; Nemacheilidae
Gene: unc13bb
Product: unc-13 homolog Bb (C. elegans)
Exons: 40
Coding region: 207-4979 (1590 amino acids)
Biological process (GO): synaptic vesicle priming; synaptic transmission, glutamatergic; presynaptic dense core vesicle exocytosis
Cellular component (GO): synaptic vesicle membrane; presynaptic membrane; terminal bouton
Molecular function (GO): calmodulin binding; phospholipid binding; syntaxin-1 binding
Source: RefSeq, a predicted model, not a curated record
UCCAGUUUAAUGAUGGCGAUGGGACAUUUGAAAUCAGGACGCGUCACCUGUGGGAAAGUCUUCAGUUACUUCAUCGACCCUCGGUAGUGCGCUCACGCGAAGUCAACUAACUUGUGACAACGUUUGAAAUGUCACCGGACGGGACGCUUCACAGCUGAGAUCCACAUGAACACAGGAUUUAACCAAGAGGAAAAACUUACGUUGCCAUGUCUCUCCUGUGCGUGAGAGUUAAGAAAGCCAAACUCCACGGAUCAGUAGAUAAAUUCAACGCCUAUGUGACACUGAAAGUGCAGAAUGUGAAGAGUACGACCAUCACCGUGCGGGGAGACCAGCCAUGCUGGGAACAGGACUUCAUGUUUGAGAUCAGCCGACUGGACCUUGGUCUAAUCGUAGAGGUGUGGAACAAAGGUCUCAUUUGGGACACCAUGUUAGGAACAUCUUGGAUACCUCUCAAAAGUAUACGUCAUUCAGAGGAGGAGGGCCCUGGCGAGUGGAUAUGUCUGGACUCUGAGGUUCUGAUGAAAGCAGAUGAGAUAUAUGGCACCAAAAAUCCAACAGCACAUCGAGUCCUGCUGGACUCUCGCUUUGAGGUGCCCUUUGAAAUCCCAGAGGAUGAGGCUCGAUAUUGGGCUGGUAAACUGGAACGCAUCAAUUCUAUGGGCAUGCAUGAUGAGGAUGAAGUAGCAGGACGGCCGUUGCCAUGCGCUGCCUCUCAAUGCUCUUUGGAUGACUUGGACAGUGCAAUGGAUGAUAGGGACAGUGACUACCGAAGUGAGACGAGCAGUAGUUUACCUCCCCGCUACCACACCACAGCCCAGCCCAACUCCUCGCUUCACCAGUAUCCCAUGGGACCAGGCUUUCAGCAAAAUAUGGACUCAUGCGCUGACUCUCUACAUAGCUUUGAACUUGACUAUAGGGACCAGCAUGCAAGCAGUCCUGUGGACUCCAGUCGAUUCGGAUCUUCAGGGAACCUCAGCCAGGCUAGUUCUCAGCUCAGCGAGACGGGACAGGAAAGUGCUGUCGGUUCAGAAGUAGAGGAGUCCUACCAUUCCUUCCACAGUGCUGGCUGUCGGCCAUCAAGAAAUGGACAUCACCCUACCAACGGACAUACUUCCUGGGGAGAGGGUGAAGGAUUGAAGUCCGCCCACGAUAACGGAAAGGGAAUAAGCAGCACCAAAAAGGAAGUGGUUUUCCAGUUGGACAAAACGCCUGACAAAUCUCUCAAAAGAGCUGACGGGUCAGCGCUUCUGUUCUCUCCAUCCAGAGUGCGCUGGCUGAAAGCGAUCAACAAAGUGAGAGUUCAGCUUAAGGAGGGAAAAGAGAAUGGAGAUAAUUCCAGGCAUGCUUGGGUUAAAGAUGGAAAUGGGAGUGGAAUAUUCGGAAUCGACAGCAUGCCAGAUCUGCGAAAGAAGAAAGCCAUCCCUUUGGUUAGCGAUGUGUCGCUCGUUCAGGCCAGGAAGGCUGGCAUUGCAUCUGCCAUGGCCUCACGAUCCUCCAUAAAAGAUGAAGAACUGAAGAACCACGUGUAUAAGAAAACACUACAAGCUUUAAUCUACCCCAUUUCUUGUACAACACCACACAACUUUGAGGUGUGGACUGCCACUACGCCCACCUACUGUUACGAGUGCGAGGGGCUACUGUGGGGCAUCGCCAGGCAGGGCAUGCGCUGCACUGAAUGUGGGGUCAAGUGCCACGAGAAGUGCCAAGAGCUGCUAAAUGCAGACUGCCUUCAACGUGCGGCUGAGAAGAGCUCCAAACAUGGUGCUGAGGACCGCACUCAGAACAUCAUCAUGGCCAUGAAGGAUCGCAUGAAGAUUCGUGAGAGGAACAAGCCUGAGAUCUUUGAAGUCAUCCGAGAUGUGUUUGUGGUUAGCAAGGCCAUCCAUGCUCAGCACAUGAAAACCAUCAAACAGAGCGUGCUGGAUGGAACCUCAAAGUGGUCGGCCAAGAUCACCAUCACAGUUGUUUGUGCUCAGGGUCUGCAGGCUAAAGAUAAGACCGGUUCCAGUGAUCCCUAUGUGACGGUCCAGGUUGGUAAAACCAAGAAGAGGACCAAGACUAUUUACGGUAACCUCAAUCCUGUCUGGGAGGAGAAGUUUCAUUUUGAAUGUCACAACUCUUCCGACCGCAUCAAAGUGCGUGUUUGGGAUGAAGAUGACGACAUAAAAUCACGAGUGAAGCAGCGUUUAAAGAGAGAGUCCGAUGACUUCCUGGGCCAAAGCAUCAUCGAGGUGCGCACGCUGAGUGGAGAAAUGGACGUUUGGUAUAACCUGGAAAAAAGAACAGACAAGUCUGCAGUUUCUGGUGCCAUUCGUCUUCAGAUCAGCGUGGAAAUCAAGGGUGAAGAAAAAGUGGCUCCCUAUCACAUCCAGUACACCUGUUUACAUGAGAACCUCUUUCACCACAUCACAGACGUCCUUGGGCUGGGUGGGGUGAAGAUCCCUGAUGCCCGUGGCGAUGAUGCAUGGAAGGUCUACUUUGAUGAUGUGGCCCAAGAGAUAGUGGAUGAGUUUGCAAUGCGUUAUGGGAUUGAAUCUAUCUACCAGGCCAUGACGCACUUUGCAUGUCUUUCGUCUAAGUAUAUGUGUCCCGGGGUUCCAGCUGUGAUGAGCACCCUGCUGGCCAACAUCAACGCCUACUACGCCCACACCACCGCAUCCACCAAUGUCUCCGCCAGCGACAGAUUCGCUGCAUCCAACUUUGGGAAAGAACGAUUUGUCAAGCUGUUGGAUCAACUUCACAAUUCUCUGCGCAUUGACCUCUCAAUGUAUCGAAAUAACUUUCCUGCGAGCAGUAAGGACCGACUACAGGACCUCAAAUCUACUGUUGACCUACUGACCAGCAUCACCUUUUUCCGGAUGAAGGUCCAAGAACUGCAAAGUCCUCCGAGAGCCAGUCAGGUUGUGCGAGACUGUGUGAAGGCCUGUCUCAACUCCACCUAUGACUACAUCUUCAACAACUGUCAAGAGCUGUACAGUCGCCAGUAUCCUCAGAUUGGAGACACGAAUAAGGAAGAAAUCACUCCAGAGGAUCAAGGUCCGAGCAUUAAGAACUUGGACUUCUGGCCUAAACUCAUCACCCUCAUUGUGUCCAUCAUCGAGGAAGAUCGCAACUCUUACAGUCCUGUACUAAACCAAUUUCCUCAGGAACUAAAUGUGGGCAAGUUAAGCGCUGAAGUCAUGUGGAAUCAGUUCUCUCAGGAUAUGAAAUAUGCCAUGGAAGAACAUGAGAAGCACCGGCUGUGUAGGAGCGCAGACUACAUGAACCUGCACUUCAAGGUCAAAUGGCUGUACAACGAAUAUGUCAAGAGUCUGCCGGCCUUUAAGGGAGUCGUGCCUGAGUACCCAACAUGGUUCCAGCAGUUCGUCCUACAGUGGCUGGAUGAGAAUGAAGACGUGUCAAUGGAGUUCAUGCAUGGGGCUCUGGAGAGAGAUAAGAAAGAUGGAUUCCAGCAGACGUCUGAGCACGCCCUCUUCUCCUGUUCAGUGGUGGACGUCUUCACCCAGCUCAACCAGAGCUUUGAGAUCAUCAAGAAACUGGAGUGUCCCGACCCCAAAGUCAUGGCCCUCUAUAGCCGCCGAUUCGCCAAGACCAUCGACAAAGUUCUCCUUCAGUACAGCGCCAUUCUCAAGAAGAGCUUCCCAUCCUAUUGUGAUAAAGAGAAGAUUCCGUGUGUCUUGAUGAAUAAUGUGCAGCAGUUGCGUGUCCAGCUUGAGAAGAUGUUUGAAUCUAUGGGUUCUAAACAGUUGGACACAGAAGCCAGUGACAUCAUGAAUGAUCUACAGGUCAAACUCAACAAUGUUCUGGAUGAGCUGAGCGGCACAUUUGGAAACAUGUUUCAGAGCCGUAUCGAUGACUGCAUGCGGCAGAUGGCCAGUCUCCUGUACCAGAUCAAGGGUCCAGUGAACGCCAACAACCGUAACCAGGUUGAGGUGGAUUCUGAUAACAUGCUGCGGCCGCUCAUGGACUUCUUAGAUGCAAAUCUGAUGCUGUUCGCGUCGGUGUGUGAGAAAACGGUCCUGAAGAGAGUUCUGAAGGAGCUGUGGAGGAUUGUGAUGAACAGCCUCGAGAAAACCAUUAUACUUCCUCAAGGCAACGAAACCUUUGGAAUGUUUUUUUCAGCAGCUAAAGAACUGGGUCAGCUCUCCAAACUCAAGGAUCACAUGUCUGGGGAUGCUAAAAGCCUGUCGCCUAAGCAGUGUGCCGUGAUGGAUGUGGCGUUGGAAACCAUAAAGCAAUACUUCCACGCCGGUGGAAAUGGCUUGAAAAAGGCCUUCCUGGAGAAAAGCCCAGAGCUUUCCUCACUGCGACACGCGCUGUCCCUUUACACCCAGACCACAGACACGCUUAUCAAGACAUUUGUUACAACUCAGCAUGCGCAAGUGCAUAAUGGGAAGGGUAUGAGGAUAACAGCUAGUGAGAAAAUACAGCCCUCCAGGGGUUCCGGAGUUGAUCAACCGGUAGGAGAAGUUUCCAUACAGAUUGACCUCUUCACUCAUCCAGGCACUGGAGAGCACAAGGUCACAGUAAAAGUUGUGGCAGCAAAUGAUCUGAAGUGGCAGACUUCAGGAAUGUUCCGGCCGUUUGUGGAGGUCACCAUGAUCGGCCCUCACCUAAGCGACAAGAAACGCAAGUUCACCACUAAAUCCAAGAACAACAGCUGGGCUCCUAAAUUCAACGAGACCUUCCAUUUUAUUCUUGGGAACGAGGAUGGCCCUGAUUCUUAUGAGCUUCAGGUGUGUGUGAAGGACUACUGUUUCGGCCGCGCUGAUCGCGUAGUCGGCAUUGCCGUCGUUCAGCUGCGAGACGUCGCCCCGAGGGCCAGCUGCGCCUGCUGGUGUCCUCUGGGUUCAGGGAUUCACAUCUACGACACGGGCCUCACCAUCAUGCGCAUCCUCUCCCAGCGAUCAGGUGAUGAGGUGGCCAAAGAGUUUGUGAAACUUAAAUCAGAGACCCGCUCGGCUGAAGAGGGGAGGUGAAAUAACCCCUGACGACAAGACUGAGAAUUUCUGUGUCAAAAGAGAUACGCUCACCCAAAGGCACAUUUCUGCGUCCACACUGGAUUUUGACAGCCAAUGACACAGUUCCCAGUGGCACCAGAUGAGGCCAAGUGAGGUGUUUUUUCCAUGAAGGAGGGUGGUCUUCAUUUCAUAAUAACUUUAAACGAUUAAAACCAUAUUCUGACACUUUAUUUAAUUUAUUUGGAAUGAAAACAAGGCUGUGAUUUGUUUAGCUGCAAAGUCAUGUCAGGUACAUAACACAAGGACUCCUGGAACAUUUUCGCUUUAACCAAUUCAACUGUGAUUAUUCACAAAUUUCGCAUUUGAGAAUGGAUCUCCGAACAGUUGUUGGUUCUGUGAGUGUACGAGUCAGCUAACAUCUUUCGUGAAGUAAAGAUUCCUCUAAUGUUCGUGCACUUUUGUUUAUUGUUCGCCCUAUAAUUGCCUUAUUUAAUUGAUACUGUGAACAUGUCACGUUAAAGCGAAAAUGUUUGUGAUUGUUGUGGCCCCUAAAACAGUCUAAGGGUUUUAUUGUAUCGCUCUGUGUCAGGAAGUGUUUCUUUGCAUGAAUGAAAGAAAUCAUAUAGUGCAAAAACUGUAAUUAUAAAUUCACAUUUAUCUAGUCACACCGAGGAGCAUAUGCAUUUCACACACCAUUUCCAAACCGGGUCGCAUGCGACAUGUCCACCAGUGCCUUUUUAGGCUUGUGACUGCUUAGAUUUGUACAGUUUCUAUUAAGUUCACCAUUCUAUUUAAAUGUAAAGCAUUACUUCCUGUAAAACCAGUUUGACCAGCAGGUGGAGAUAACAGCUUCAAGCUCAAACGUGCACCCGUCUCACUUACUUUUUUCUGCCGAAAUGACAUCAGAGGUUCACCUGCAUCGCUAUUGGACAGUAUUGAAGCUAGAAUUUUCAUGUUUUAGCUAUGUGUGUGUGUAGAUCUGUAAAUGCUUGAUAGAUUUUUUAUAUGUGUUUUUUAUGUUGUUGUAUAUUCACCGGAAGGGCUGUUAAAUAGCAUCAAUAGAUUUUAGAGAAAGAUUAUAUAAAUUAGAUGUUAAUAAGUUAGCUCUAAUAAGAUUUAUUAAAAAUCAAAAUGUGACUAAAUGUAUAUCACUUUGAAGAGGCCUUAUAUGAUUAUUUCUGAUGUUUUCUAUUUAAGUUAUUUUAACCUCUUCUGUUCAAGUGAUUUAAGUGUUUCUCCUUAUUCCUUAUUUUAGGUAAAUCAAAAAUGUGACUUUCUUUUCUUUGGUGAAGUUUUUGUAUUUUGUUCAUUAUACUUUGAGAGGGGUUUAACUGUUCCUCUUUGACUGAAGUUUCUUCUGUUUUUCAGUUAAGAAAUUUUGCACUGUGUUUUGUUUUCCACAAGCCUGUGAAAAUUGGAGGGGAAAAAAGACGGUAGCCCUCAGUUGUUGCCUGUGCAAAAAGCCUCAUAUUGUGUGUGCAAAUUUCAAUGUUGUAUUUUCACAAAAAACACUGCCAAUGUUUACUGUAAAUGUUUGUUUAUAUUGCCAAUCAUUCUUGAACCUGUUGUGAAUUUCGUAGUCCACUUUAUCACUUUUAAUACUGUUGAGUACUGUUACUGUACUGUUGUUUUAGACCAGCAGUGUUUGGGAAACUAUCACUCUCUAUAAUAUACAAAGUUCCUUGUGCCAACAUGUGGAAGUUCUCACAUUUAUCGUUUGUACAUUUUUAAACUAUUCAACCAAUUCAACCAUGUACAGGACUGAAUAGAUUUAUUUCACAUUUUAAAAGUUUUAUUGGUAUUGUAUACAGUCGCUGAUGAAGAAAGAUGUGUUAUUAAAAUGUUUGUGUAUGCACUCCAACAAAUGAAUUUAUACAUAAAGUAUCCAAAACGUA